UUUGUUUUCAGAUAUGUGUAUUUUCGUUUGAUAAUGAUAUGCAAAAUAUUACAUACAGGAUAAAACAUAUGUUUAUUUAGUUAACAUUAUUUGGUAAAUGUCAAAUUUUAGUUUCAAAAAUUCUGUCUUCAUUUUUUUAGUAGUAACAUUAACUAAUGUUAGCAGUAUAGGUCAUGGCAAAAUUAAGGGAGGAAGGUAUGCGAAAUUGGGAGAAUUCCCUUUCGUCGGUCACAUAGCGACUGUUUAUCCAAACAAGACAUUAGAAUUAUGCGGAUGCUCGUUGGUAUCAGUGAGUAAAAUUGUUACUGCAGGUCAUUGUUUUGUGAAGUGGAAUACGGGUGUGAAAACAUUUCUAGAUUUGGAAUUAACAAUAGCGUAUUUUGGCUCGUUGCAACUCAUGGGACCGGACGCUCACACCUCCAAACUUACAUCUUUGAAGGUUCCCAAUGGGAUGAGAAUGAGAAAGAGGGGAGGGAUUAUGCACGAUUUUGCGCUGGCUGACCUCGUCACGCCAGUCCCUAUCACUCGCACAAUAAAGCCUUUUGCCGUUUAUUCCUUCGAAAAAAAUGAGUUUAAAAGCGGUUGGGAUGAGAUGGUGACUUCGAAGGUAAACUGCUUGACCAUGGGGUGGGGAGCAAAGCGGUUUCAUGUUUGGAGAAAUACAUUUGUACCGAAAAGGGCCAGUAAAUAUUUAAAAACGAUAUGGGUACGACCGUGGGAAGAGGAUAAGUGCCAAAAGUUGGAUGGUCCCUCGAAUGAUUCUAUGGUGCCUUUUGGACUAGUUUGCGUCGAGUCUAUUUCUAAACGCGACGCUUUACUGCUUGGUGAUUCUGGAUGUCCAUUGGUAUGCGGUGAUUACGUCUGGGGUGUGGGCUCAACUUUUGCUGUAGAUGCCCCUGUAUAUCAAUUUAUUUUACAUUGGAAUUAUUUGGGCGAACUUCUGUUCACUACGGAUUCUUCCGUAAUAUGUAAAAUAUGUCCACAAAUUUUGCUUUCUACGAUUUUAUACGCUAUAUUAUAUUUUGCAUAAGGGUCAUAUAAUUAGCGCUACACUAUGUAUGAUUCAAUUUUAAUAAGUAAACGCAUUUUUUCUCAGAAAACUUGUUUUUGUAACGUUUAGUAGUUCAAAUAGAAAUCAUCCGAAAAGAAAUAAAAUUUUUUUUUACUUAAUAAAGCUUUAAGUCAGUCAUUGUCGAACAACUUUGAUGAGGUUAAGAACCCCUUAGAGAGUUUCACCCAAUGGACUGGAUCAAUGAAAAUAUACUGCAUAAUGUGUGGUGAUUAGGACCGUUAGUCUAUGAUUAUUU
Messenger RNA from Cimex lectularius (bed bug), 1307 nucleotides. Its product is annotated as transmembrane protease serine 9-like. The transcript has a single exon. NCBI's taxonomy places the organism in Eukaryota, Metazoa, Arthropoda, Insecta, Hemiptera, Cimicidae. The coding region runs from base 98 to 1030 and encodes 310 amino acids. The record is from RefSeq and is a predicted model, not a curated record. Gene Ontology annotation, molecular function: serine-type endopeptidase activity. Gene Ontology annotation, biological process: proteolysis.